AUGCCUCAAUCUUCUCCAUACAAGGGCAAUGAAGCCGUCAGGUUCGAACGGGCUACAGUCAGCCCGGGGCAAUUCGGAUACCUGAAAUAUGGCGUGGGGCACGAGGACCGGGAGCGGAUCAUCACACUCACUCUUGGACGCGGGCAACUCCGCAGUUGGGAUUUCGUGGGCCGCCUGCUUGUGCACACCUGGAGGGUGCAGCGCCAGGAGAAUCCCGCGCUGGUCGGCAAGCGCCUGGGCGCCAUCGUGCACUACAUCAACAUCCCGGCGAACAUCACUCAGACACGCAUGUUCCUCGAGGAGUAUGACAGCGGGCCCCGUCCGUUCCUGUACCACGGCGUGCAGAACUUCCAUUACGACCAUCACGAUUACAGCCAUAUCAUUAGGCAGUUCCUCAGGUCUUUCCCCAUAACUCCACGGCUGGAUUCGCUCGACGUCUACGAGAUAGCCGAUAAGGACGACGCCGACACCGGCGACGACGAUAAUGCAAGCGGUGACGAAGAGGGAGCGGCCCGGCGUCGUGAGGAUGCUCGCGACGCCGAGCAGCAGGAUACUGGUGGUGAUGAAGGGGUAACCCCGCGUCGCGAGAAUGUUCGCUCUACCGAGCGGCAGCAGAGUGCCGGCGAUCACUACGAUCGCAUAAUUGAUCUGAUCCACAGUGUCGUUACGGAGGAAGAUGCUGAGCGCUUGGCCUCUCAGCGAGAGACCGGUGAUGGCGAAGAGGAAAGCCAGCGUCGGGUUAGGGCUGUGACGAUGGUAAAGCUGUGGUAUGACUGA
This is a messenger RNA of Aspergillus homomorphus CBS 101889, 777 nucleotides long. RefSeq lists its product as uncharacterized. The coding region runs from base 1 to 777 and encodes 258 amino acids. Lineage: Eukaryota; Fungi; Ascomycota; Eurotiomycetes; Eurotiales; Aspergillaceae. The transcript has a single exon. The record is from RefSeq and is a predicted model, not a curated record.